This is a messenger RNA of Stegastes partitus (bicolor damselfish), 1239 nucleotides long. It is a transcript of the gene tacr3a, whose product is annotated as tachykinin receptor 3a. Gene Ontology annotation, molecular function: tachykinin receptor activity. The record is from RefSeq and is a predicted model, not a curated record. Gene Ontology annotation, cellular component: sperm midpiece; plasma membrane. The transcript has 5 exons. Gene Ontology annotation, biological process: G protein-coupled receptor signaling pathway; positive regulation of flagellated sperm motility. NCBI's taxonomy places the organism in Eukaryota, Metazoa, Chordata, Actinopteri, Pomacentridae. Bases 1 to 1239 code for a protein of 412 amino acids.
AUGGCAGCUCCACACAACGGAUCCAACGUAACGACGAACUACACUAACCAGUUCGUGCAGCCGCCGUGGCGCAUCGCUCUUUGGUCGGUCGCAUACAGCUCUGUGCUGGCGGUGGCGGUGUUUGGAAACCUCAUUGUGAUUUGGAUCAUUCUUGCCCACAAGCGCAUGAGGACGGUGACCAACUACUUUUUGCUAAACUUGGCGUUUUCGGACGCGUCGAUGGCCGCGUUCAACACUUUGAUAAACUUUAUCUACGCUGCUCACGGAGAGUGGUACUUCGGCGAGGCGUACUGCAAAUUCCACAACUUCUUCCCGGUCACAUCCGUGUUUGCAAGCAUCUACUCCAUGACUGCCAUAGCUGUGGACAGGUACAUGGCCAUCAUCCACCCACUGAAGCCUCGUCUGUCAGCAAAGGCCACCACGGGUGUCAUCAUAUGCAUCUGGAGCUUGGCUGUGGUUCUGGCCUUCCCGCUCUGCUACUUCUCCACCAUCCGAGUUGUACCUAACAGGACCCUCUGCUACGUGGCCUGGCCCCGCAUGGCACAUGACCCCUUCAUGUAUCAUAUCAUCGUGACAGUUCUGGUCUAUGUGCUGCCCUUGGUGGUGAUGGGCAUCACUUACACCAUCGUGGGGGUGACACUGUGGGGAGGUGAGAUCCCAGGAGACUCAUCCGAUAACUAUCAUGGACAGCUCCGGGCUAAAAGGAAGGUGGUGAAGAUGAUGAUCAUUGUAGUGGUGACCUUUGCCCUCUGCUGGUUGCCGUACCAUAUCUACUUCAUUGUGACGGGUCUUAACAAGCGUCUGAGCAAGUGGAAAUACAUCCAGCAGGUGUACCUGUCAGUGCUGUGGCUGGCGAUGAGCUCCACCAUGUACAACCCCAUCAUCUACUGCUGCCUCAACAGCAGGUUCCGAGCUGGCUUCAAACGAGCAUUUCGUUGGUGCCCAUUCAUCAAGGUGUCCAGUUAUGACGAGCUGGAACUACGCUCCACACGGCUGCACCCGACACGCCAGAGCAGCAUGUACACGCUGUCACGCAUGGAUACCACCGUGGUGGUGGUCUACGACCCUGCUGAAGGCGAUGGCGUUGCUGGAGGUGGCCCUGGCAGGAAGCACUCCUUGUCCAAAGGAAAGAGAAGUUACACGACAUCCCGCCACACAGAGAUCUCUGGGUGCAACGACAGCAGUGUGAAAAUGCAAAAUGGAAGCGCUCCAAACGCUCAACCUAAGGAAUUCUCUUGA